Messenger RNA from Crotalus tigris (Tiger rattlesnake), 3737 nucleotides. RefSeq names its product homeobox D11 (gene HOXD11). Gene Ontology annotation, biological process: anatomical structure development; regulation of transcription by RNA polymerase II. The transcript has 2 exons. The record is from RefSeq and is a predicted model, not a curated record. Gene Ontology annotation, molecular function: RNA polymerase II cis-regulatory region sequence-specific DNA binding; DNA-binding transcription factor activity, RNA polymerase II-specific. The coding region runs from base 192 to 1046 and encodes 284 amino acids. Lineage: Eukaryota; Metazoa; Chordata; Lepidosauria; Squamata; Viperidae. Gene Ontology annotation, cellular component: nucleus.
UCAAUCAAGAUGAAUUGCGCGUCAGCCCGCGGCGGGAUUGCUUCCUUCUUCUCCGGGGCUGCGCGUGCCCAAAGCCCGGCGGGCACCUAGAUGGGGCUUCGGAAGAUCCCAAGAGCUCAGCUCCGUGGCCGGCGCUCCCGCCGGCUUCCCCUCUCCCCAAAGCCGGCGGCGGAGGAGGUGAAGCAGCAGCCAUGAGUAACUUGGACGACUGCGCCAGCCACGGGGCCCCCGACGUCUACCUCCCCGCGGCCUACUACCUCUCCCCCGCGGAGUUCUCCGGCAAGCCCCCGUUCUUGUCCCAGCCGCCUCCUUCCUGUCAGAUGGCUUUGCCUUACGCCUCCGCCUUGCCCGGCCAGGUGCAAGCGGUGGGCGAAGCGCCCGCCGCCUUCCGCGAUUACGUUGGAGGAGGUGGGAGCGGCAAAUGGGCUUACCGGAGCGCCUACAGCCCGGGUUACUACGAGGAGGUCUUGCACAGCCGGGACUUCCUGCAACCGCCGGCCGGCAGGAGCGACGCCCUCCUCAAAAGCGAUCAGCUUUGCGGCACCCACCCCGCGCCUUUCUGUAGCGCCGUAGGCAGGAAUGGCGUUCUCCCGCGGGGCUUCGAUCAGUUUUACGAGGCGGCCCGCGGCGGCGCCCCUUGCCCGACCGAGGCGGAGCGGGAGAGCAACGGGGACCUCAAGCCUCCGUCACCGCCGAGGACCGCCGGCGGCCCAAGCACCCACCUUCCCGGGCCGAAGAAGAAAGCGGGGAACGAAGGCGACGCGGAUUCCUCCUCGGGGGAGGCCCGCACUCUGAAAAGCCACCGCUCAGCGCUUCCCCAGAGAUCCCGGAAAAAGAGGUGUCCUUAUUCCAAGUACCAGAUUAGAGUCCUGGAACGGGAGUUUUUCUUCAGCGUGUACAUCAACAAAGAGAAAAGACUCCAGUUGUCCAGAAUGUUGAAUCUCACAGAUCGCCAGGUCAAAAUUUGGUUCCAAAAUCGAAGGAUGAAAGAAAAGAAACUCAACCGAGACCGCAUGCAAUAUUUCACAGGAAACCCCUUAUUUUGAGAGGAGAAGCGGGAGAGGAGAGUGGGGGAGGAAGGACAGAUCUCCCUUUAUUAUCCAACCAGACAUCUGAGCGCAAAACCCCCAGAGGUUAACAUGCCCUCCACCCUGAGGACAUAAGAAGCUUUUUUAAAAAAAUUCUUAUUUUGGUCUAUAGUACUAUUUCUGUGUCUCUUGGUGCUCUCUUGGGAUUGAUAGAGCAGAACCCGCCUAAAAGCCACUGGGGUGAAUCCAGCACUCCAUCUUAAUGCUGUAGCGUUGUCUUUAUUCUUUUUUUUAAAUCACCCACAACAUUCAUUUAUUUUAUUUUCUCACUGGCUUUUCAUGGCUGUAACCAGGGACCUUGUGUGAAUCUGACAGUUUUAAAACCAGAGGCUUUAAGCAUCCUUGGUUACUUGUUUUCCUCCUCUUCUGGGCUUCCAGAUAGGAAUACAUUUCUCCCCUUGCACCACAUAUAAUUGUAAAGGGGAUCAUGUGCAUUGGAUCCAUAACUUCAUGCUGGUUUAGAGAGGGUUGGGAAGUCUGUUGUCAUAUCAAGGCGUUGGAAUGCUGUCUUGUUUUUGUGUCUUAGUGGCUUGCUAGUAAAGCUGAAGAGGUACCUUCCACUUGGAUUAUCUGCUUUAAAUUGUCCAUUUCUGAAGAAGCACCACUGUGUCCUUUCUGAGCCCACAUGAAACUUGAACCGUAGUGCCUGUGGUAGCGAUGCCUUCAGAAGGCCCCAUUAUCUUAUAUUUUUUUAAUGGGGCAAAUCCAGAAAGGGGAAUGUUUUCAGAACUGAGGGACGAAUAGCCAAACAUGUGCAAAAUCCACUAUUCUCACUGAACGUUGCAAGUAUUUUAUCCUACGACCCUAAAUGGGCUCAUAAAAAUACCCCGAUUAGACUUCAGCUCUAAAGCCAUAAGAUGAAAUUUCGCUAUGUCGCGCAACAACCUUUGGAGAAACUCAGCUGUGCUCUCAAAUGCAUUUUGCUCUUAGAAACUUCCAGCUCCAAAACUUGAACUUAUUCAUGGGCAGGGGAGAGGAACUACAUUAAAGAGAGCGGUUUUUAAAAGGCAUUUCUUCCAUAUUAUUGACGCGCACACACGGAGACAAACUAAUAAAAGAAUUGAGAAAAAAAUCUCUGCUUUGCUACUAAAUUGCUAACACUUAUUUCCCCCCCCCCAAAGGAAUUUGAUAGAGGUUCUUCUCUCCAUUUUGUUGUGGUGGCCUGUUUAAGCUGUUUACAAAACCUUGAACUGUCUAGACAACACCAUAAAAACCCGGGGGUUUGUAACAACUUAAUUAGGCUAUAUUGUACACCUUGUGCUGGGUGGGAAAAAGAAAGAGAUUUCCACAAGUGCAAUAAAAGCAGCAAGUGAGAAACCAGUUUGACUUUUUUUAAAAAGAAAGAAAAAAGGAAAGGGAAAAGGGAAAAAGAAAAGGCAAAGAAACAGUUUGCAUUUUCUUUGUGUUCAUUAAAGGCCAGAUUGGAGGAAUAAAAUACCAGGAAGUGCACAAAGUAUGCCUUAAACUAAGAGAAAGGAAGAAGACUGGGAGAAUAAUUUUAAUGUUUUAAUUUAAACCAAAAAAAUUAAGUAUAUGCCUUUGAACUUCCAAGAUGUCAAGGUCAUCACCUUUAACCUUUCUGAAUAAUUAGAAGCCUCAAAGCUUUGCCUCUUAUAUUCAACUACCACCCACCCCUUCUGGGCUUCCCACCCAUUCCUCACUUCCUGUUUUCCCCUUUCCUUUUUUCCUGUCUCAAGCUGGCAAAUACAUUAUUCACUCCUAGGUGCAUAACAGAAAAGGACUGCCUACCAAUUCAAAUCAGUGGACUCAUCAAUCCACUGUAUCCCUCAAUACAGCCCUUCUCUGUAUUUAUCUAGAAUGAAACGUGCAGAAUAUUUCACCAGUGCGUGUAUUAUUAAAAGCCUUUUCAAUUGCCCUUUAAAUAACAAUUUUCUUUUUAAAAUGUUGUUAUAAGAGGUUUUUCUAUGUAAAUUAUUAACUGCAAAAGCAUUAUUGCUCUCAGUCUAGGUAAAUCAUGCCUUAUGAAAAAAAUGUUUAAAAGAAAGCAACAAGCAAAUUGAUUCGAUCCCCUUAAAAUAAAUGAGAAGGAAUUUUGGAUUCCUGUGAAACAUUGAUUACUUUAAAAAAAAUGAUACUUUGAAAUGCAGAUACUGGUCUAUGUUUCACAGGAAAUGUAAGUAAUCUGAACUGUUGCCUUAAGAUACUUGAGGGGAAAUUACCUUUACAUGAUGAAAAAUAUAUAUCAGUGUCUAUCCAUUUUUACAAAGAGGAGUUGUAUUUGCAUUCCUUAAUCAAUAAAUACUGUAAGAAUUUAAAAGAAUAAUUCUAAAUAUACUGUACAGAUAUAUAUACUUAUCCUUAUAUUCUUAUUUAACAAAAGAAUGAGAACAAAAUUGUCAAAUGAAAAAAACAAGAAAACAGGGAUUAAAAACAGAAUGCUCCAUAUGCUAUACACAUAUAUUCCACGCGAGGGCGCACUUAUAUUCCAGAAUAUAUAUAUUUGUCCUGAUAUUCUGGUAUUUCCCCACAAUAAUAAUGCCACUAAUAAAAUGCAUAAGCAACUAGAAGUGAGAAAACACAGCAGAAUCAAAAAUUAUUACAGAGAUAACUCACAAAUAUAAUACAAACAAACUGAUUAAAAUGUAUUUUGUGUCAUUAACACAUCAAAUACAAACACAGAACUAUAUC